CGCCCUUUUCAUCCCCCUUCCCCGUCCGCACGCGCCGACUGCCCAUUGUCCCCCUGCCCUCGUGUCCCGCCUCCUGCUCACGACCUACUAUACGCUCCCCAUUGUCCAGCAUUGACAUGUCGGCUCCGGACAUGCAGCAGCCGCAACAGCAGCAGCAACAACAGUUCGAAGUACAAUUCGCGCAGAACGUCACCCCGACGUCGUACGCGACCGAAGUCGCGACCGGGGGCCCGGUGCCUCCCGUGAACGACUUCCAAACCGAUACUUUCCUCUUCGCGCCCGACGAGGCGAGCGAGCCUGAGCAAGGCGGGAAGAAGCGCCGCCGCCGCCCUCGCGACGCGGACCACAUCCCCCGCCCACCCAACGCGUUCAUGCUCUUCCGCGCCGACUUCGUCAACAAGGGCCGCGUCCCCCCGUCCAUCGAGACCGUGCACGGCAACCUCAGCAAGAUCAUCGGCGCCGUCUGGCGCAACCUCCCCCCUCACGAGGCGCAGUUCUGGCAGAUCAAGGCCGCGAAGGCCAAGCAGGAGCACGCGCGCCUGCACCCCGAAUACAAGUACCGCCCCAACCACCCACGCAGCAAGGCCGCGCAGGACGCGAAGCCCCAGCAGAUUCGCGCCGCCGCGCGCGCAGCGCUUGCGGAGGCACGUGGAUCAAACUUCGUCGAUGUCGAAGGUGCCCUGGUUGAUGUCGGACCUGGCGCCAACCCGCACACCACGCCGUAUCUCGCGUCGUUGGGCAACGAGCCGACUACCGCCCAGACCGCACACGACGAGCGCCGCUUCAACGUCGUGGCCAAGUACAUGCUCAGCGGUAUGCGCGACGAGGAGCUCGAGAUUGCCAUCAAGGAGUGGGAGAAGGCGCACGACUGCGAGACUGAGUGCCAGGCUGCGUACUCGCCGCCGUCGAAGAAGAGGAAGGUCGCAAGCAAGGCGAAGGGAUCCGCACGCUCUGCUGCCGCUCGCAAGCGCAAGGCAGGCUCCCCAGCUUCCUCCCGCGAGUCGUCCGUCCCCAGCUCCGACGGCGACUUCGAGUACCAAUUCAGCUUCGACUCCCGCUCCUUUCAGGAGUCGUCGGGCAGCAGCAGUGGGCCGAUCACUCCGUCGCCUCCUUCAUCAUACUGCAGCUCCGACUCGCGUUCGCCCUCGCCGUACUCUGCCAUCUCUUCGUCGUCAUCGUCGCAGAUGCCCUACCAGCACGGGUACUACCAGGAGCCGAUGCACCCUUCGUUCACCGGCUCCUACGUUGGCAUCCACCACAGCUUUUACCCGUCCCCGCCGCCUUAUGAGCAGGUGCCGCAGCAGCAGGACCUUCCCCGCCGCCGCUCCUCCAGCGUGCCCCCGCCCACCGUCACCGCCGCGAACUUCCAGCAGUUCCAGCAGCCGCAGCAGUUCCAGCAAUCCGCGCCGUCCGCCAUGCAUGACACCGCGCCCGUCUUCAUCAACCCCUUCGCCCCGCGGGGCGAGAAUGAGGCGCCGGAGCUACUCAUGGGUGGCCCGAGCGACCAGGACGCGGUCCAGUUCGCAGGCGGCUACACGGACGCGUUCGGGCGGCGGAUGUCGGCGACACGGACGGACGCAAUUAUCGGGGCGCACCGGCGCGCGUCGAGCGCGUUCGGGUACCACCCGGAGCCGUACGCGUACGGGGGGAUGCAGAACUUCUUCGACCCGGCGUACACGAUGGAGCAAGGGUACGACCCGACGGCGGUGGAUACGAUGCACUCGCCCGCGGAGUACUUUGAGCCGCAGGAGUACCCAUCGCUGGUCGCGCCGACGCCCAUGCGUGCCAGCCCGCCCAUGCUGAACGCGACUCCAGCGGCUGAGGAUAACUAUUCCUCGCUCGAGUCGUCCUACCGCCCUGCCUCUGCGCCCGCGCCCGAAUCGUACACCCCGGCCAAGCAGCCCUCGUUCUCCCUAGAGAGCUUCGUCGACUUCUCUGCCUGCACCGACGAAUCCGAUGCCAAAUCCGAAGGCAACUAGACUUCGAAGACCAUAACGACCUUCACGAUAUAAAGUUCUCCUCUCUGCCUCCCCUCUCACCUCGCUUUCGCAUUCGAAACUGCAAAGUAUACUUACAGCCAUCUAAUCGUCUGUCUCCCGGCCUCUCUCCAAUGUCUUUCUGUCUGUCUCCCUGUUCAUCUUCCUAUCUACCUGUUUUAAUACCUGCCUUCCCAUUGCGCCGUGUUGCUUGCUUGACUUAUACAUACUUACGAUGGCCUCCCUACGAUGAGUCCCUUUGACUUACGAUGGUCCUCUUGACUUUUUUGCUCGCGUCUUUUGCACACACUGUAGCCUUCUCAUACCCCCUUGUUCUCGGCUCGUGCGUCUCGUUGCUUCCGUUGCCUCUUGUAGCCAAAAUGUAGCAUAUUUCUGAAUCAAAGGAAUCCCGGGUUGAAUCCGGCUAUCUCUGCUA
This is a messenger RNA of Schizophyllum commune H4-8, 2412 nucleotides long. RefSeq lists its product as uncharacterized. Bases 117 to 1979 code for a protein of 620 amino acids. Gene Ontology annotation, molecular function: RNA polymerase II cis-regulatory region sequence-specific DNA binding; DNA-binding transcription factor activity, RNA polymerase II-specific. Gene Ontology annotation, biological process: regulation of DNA-templated transcription; anatomical structure morphogenesis; cell differentiation. The transcript is spliced from 3 exons. The record is from RefSeq and is a predicted model, not a curated record. Lineage: Eukaryota; Fungi; Basidiomycota; Agaricomycetes; Agaricales; Schizophyllaceae.